UGUGGGAAUUUCCUGAUGAGUUCUGGAGUCACCCACAGCUGAAAGGAGGACAGCGACCACAGCGGGAACAGACAUCUUCGCCAUCAUGGCAACACCAGGAAGCAUGGCCAAUGAGGCACUUGUGUUCAUGCCCCCAAAUAGCACUGGCAUCACCCAACAAGCCCAGGGGGCCUCUGGGGCCAUUUCCCAGACUCCUCAGGUGAUGCAAUACGAGCCUCAGCAGUUCAGAGUCAUGGACCCUUGGAACCAGCCGCUUGGGUCAAUGUAUCCCGAGAGUGCAGGUGAACAGGUCGCACAGCUGAGGAAAGCAGGGAUGAUGGAGAUAUUCCUCAAAGCACAGCCCAAGACCAUGGGGGCCCUCCAGAUCCUGACUGGGCUGAUGACCAUUGGCUUUGGAGGCAUCUCUACCAUUUUCAUGAAGCGACCCACUUUCAUCUCUGCCUUCACGGGGUACCCCUUUUGGGGAGGAAUUUUUUUUGUUAUUGCUGGAUCCCUCUCGGUUGCAGCUGAGAAUCAUCCCCGCACCUGGCUGGUGAGAAGCAACCAGAAAAUAAACAACACUAGUGCUACUGUUUCAUCUUUUGGGAUAAUUAUCUUGAUAGCGGAUCUGAUUUUGAAUCCCUCACGUUAUGAUAACCAUGAAGAAUACCUUUGGUGGAGUGCUAGAACGGGGAUCACAGUCAUGCUGCUCUUCAUGACCGUGCUGGAGUUCUGCAUUGCGGUCUCAACCUCGUAUGUUGCGAAGCAAGCCAUCGGCUACACCCCCGACACUUCCAUGUUGUACAUGCCAUAUGCUGUCAAUACAAACUUCGGGGUUCCCUCCGCACCAAUGCCCCCUCCGCCACCGUACACCAAUGAGGCUUAUGACCCCAAAGAGGAGACUGAAGAAGGGGCCUCAGGAGGAAGUCCUGUGAGAGACGGUGCCAGCAGCAGCUUCUCUGAGAAGUAAAAACCAUCCCCAUCCCACAUGAUUUAGCUCAUUCCACUUCCUGAGUGCAGGUCUAGAACCCAGCUCAUCGCACAUCUCAGAAGGAACUCGUUUCGGCCAGCCUCUCCCUGGCUCCACACCAUCUGUAGUUCACACUGUACAGAAUGAAAUAAUAUGAUGACGCACCAGCACAAUCCAACUC
Pelodiscus sinensis (Chinese soft-shelled turtle) is the source of this 1130-nucleotide messenger RNA. NCBI's taxonomy places the organism in Eukaryota, Metazoa, Chordata, Testudines, Trionychidae. The record is from RefSeq and is a predicted model, not a curated record.